Penicillium brasilianum is the source of this 2228-nucleotide messenger RNA. The record is from the annotation of a GenBank genome assembly. NCBI's taxonomy places the organism in Eukaryota, Fungi, Ascomycota, Eurotiomycetes, Eurotiales, Aspergillaceae.
CUGUGGAUCUACUUGUCCCUCUUUCAAGAAUUCAUGAAUUCUCUGCGGACUGCUGUGCGUCAGUUCUCUACAAUGGCUUUAACAACCACCACAUGCUCGCCUUUCACACAGGCUAUUGUGAGCUCAAUGCGAAGGCUCUAUCCCGAAGCAUUGGCAGACAAGAGCUUCGACAAUACCGGUUUGCUCCUUGAAGCCCCCUUCGAGCCAACCCGCCGACAGAAGAACUCGGUGCUUCUAGCCAUUGAUCUUACUACAGCUGUUGCGGACGAGGCCAUCAAGCGCCAAGAUUCUGCUGUUGUUGCCUAUCACCCUAUUAUUUUCCGUGGACUCAAGUCCAUCACUCUUGAUGACACCCAGCAGCGGUCUCUCCUCCGUCUGGCUCAGCAUGGUAUCAGUGUCUACUCACCACACACGGCAGUUGAUACCGUUCCUGGGGGAAUGGCCGACUGGCUGUGCGAUGUCGUGACCGGCAGUCAUCAGUCAUCCACAGCCGAGCUGAAGCCUUCUAUCAAAGAAUGCUCAUCGAAACUAUACUCCGCACCUACCUACCCGCAGCCCCAGUCCAUUCCAACUACGGGUUCAUCAAGCACCUCUCAGCAACUGCCUCACACCCGAUCCACCAUUCACCCAUCACCCCCAGCUUCCAUCCCGGAAGGCUUUGAGUCUGCCGGCGCCGGCCGUCUAGUCACGUUUAACGAGGCCCAGCCUCUCACCACCUUGAUCGACCACAUCGGCCGUGGCGUCGGCCUGCAAGCAGGCAUUCCCAUUGCCAUCCCACAAGGGCGGUCUAUCGACGAUAUCCGGAUUCGCACCGUUGGCAUGUGCCCUGGCUCUGGUUCCGGUGUUCUUCUCCGCGGAAGUGAUAUCCCCGACCUUCUUUUCACUGGCGAGAUGAGCCAUCACGAAGCUCUUGCUGCCACCGAGCGUGGAUCAGUGGUUAUCUCUCUUUCUCACUCCAACUCUGAGCGUGGGUAUAUCCGCGCGGUUAUGCAGCGCAAAUUGCAGGAUGAGUUGUCGCAGUGCUGGGAAAGUGAUCGGCAAGCGGCUCUUCAGGCAAUCAAGGACACUGCGAAACAGGGUGGAGCUACUCCUUCAGCGGUGGGCGAGGAGGUUUACGAGGAUGCUAGCGUGGAGGUAUCUGUCAGUGACGCUGAUCGUGACCCCUAUGGAAUCAUGAUCUGGCGAUCUUGAUAUGAUAUAGUCGAUUGAGACAUGAUCUAGUCUAUCAAAAUAUUAAAGGCGAUUGUGCUGAUUGUUGGAGAUUGUGUACCAAGUGCAUGUUAUCCGGCACCUAGACUCCCCGAGAUAAACUGGCAGCUUAGGCAGUUGCAGCGCUAUAUACUUCCGCUCUUCUAGCACUCGUCAAAAGAGCGAGACUCAAAACAAAGACAAAUAUAUUGACACUGCUGAGUGAUAUAAAGACUGAAAAUUGCGAGAAUCAAUAGACUGCCAGUCAUCGAAACGAUCUUAAAUCUGUAGAUAUCUUCUUCCAGGUAUCGCUAUGGAAGUAAUGUUGGGUUUUAUCACCUGGUAUUGGUUUAUAGUCUCUUCUGUCUCCAUUCAAAUCAUGUAAUUUUUCGCAAGACGACCCAUAGAAAUCUGUGAACCUGGCUUUAGAACACCAAUAGAGCCGUCAAAAUCCCCCGUAGCCCCGGGGUUGGUCUGCCUGUUCACAAUUCAAGGUCCGUGAGCACCGCCCGGAUUUCCUGUUUGGAGCGAUUCAAGAGCUCCCGAGUAGUUUCAAAUGCUACCGAUCUCUUGAUCAGGCCGAGUAUGUAUGUCUUCGUGUUCCUCAACAGAGUGCUUGUGAGAAACGCAACGAUUGGAAUGCUUGAAAGCCAGUAUUUUUACAUUCAUGUCGCCUGUUCAAUUGACAAUUUCCAAUCUUCAAAGGCCUUUCCACAGUCCUCCAGCACAUCCAAGCCAAGAGUUUGGCUCUGCCGGAAUGAAGAGAGCCACGUCCAAUCGUUUUUCCAAGUCACCCCGGCGUAUCCUAGUACGAAAUCUCGAAUCUUUUGUAAAAUUCCAUCAUGCAUAUGAAAGAGCUGUCGGUUCUUGAUGGCCCCUUGAACAUUUCGCGUUGUGCGUUCUUUACGGUUCUUUUCAUAAAGAGCCAACACCUGGGCAGUGAGUUCCUGGGUCGCAGAUCUCGUUGAUAAAAAUCGCUCAUCAGAGCUGCUUGACUUAAAAAUUUGAGUUUGCAAGGAGCCAAGAAGCUUGCCAAUGAC